Molecule: messenger RNA, 1017 nt
Organism: Rotaria socialis
Lineage: Eukaryota; Metazoa; Rotifera; Eurotatoria; Philodinida; Philodinidae
Source: the annotation of a GenBank genome assembly
AUGGCAUCUACCACCAAAUCCGAUAUGGACCGAAUCGGUCUAUUUAAAGAAAUGGAAUAUGUUACAAUCAAAGAUCCAUUUAAAGGAGCUGCUAGUUUUACUUUCAAUGAAGCAGCUAGUAAGAAUAAACAAAUGAUGUCAAAAAGCUCAAAACAACGAGCAACAGGAUCAUUAGCUGGAUAUUUUGAUACUCAAUUUAAAUUAUUGCCCGGUUCCUAUGUUGACCCUAUCUCAAUGCGGCGUAAAGCACGUAUGGAAGAAAAAAAGAAAAAUAUUGUCAGCAAGCCGUUUGUGACUAUGUUUCGACCGAAAGAUCCUGAGGGUCUAGGUUCGUUUUUUGGAACAAUCGGUGGCGGUAUAAAAGAUCUCGAUCCAACUAAAUCAAAAUAUCGUGAAGAAAAAAAAGCGCCGCAUGAAAAAUCAAAUUUUAAAGUAAAUCCACCGAAAAAAGGCACAGGUUAUGGUUAUCCUAAUGUAGGUAUUGAUAAAGAUCCUCCAUAUACUUACAAAGACAAAACAGAUAAUUAUGACGCAUCAUUGGAUGCUCAACGUAAAGACUAUACUCAUCAUAAAUCUUCAAUGAAAGCAGGUGUAUUCAAAUUAAACAUGCAUCCAAAAGACUAUUUUUAUACUAAUCCAUUUCGUGAUGAUGGUAAAGGAGCUAAGCAUCGUGGCGAGACUAAAGAACGUUCUAAAUCAGCACCAUCCGAUAAGAAACCAUUUAAAUAUAGUUCACCUGGCAAAUCGCUUGGUGGUAACAAAGAUGGUUGUUUUGAUAAAUUUCCUAAACGCAGUGAUAAAGAUCCAUUUGUUAUUGGUUCUAUACAUUCUCAAGUAAAAAAUGAAGUUAACAAACAUGGUAAAACAUAUUAUCCAAAUAAAUUUCCUAAAACACGUCCCACUGAGUCUGUUAUAAAUAAAAAUGUUAGCGUGAAAAUUACACGACAAAAUUAUAAACAAGCAACACAAAAUUAUCAUGGAUUUCAACUACCGCAAAGAUGUGCUUCUGUUCAUUAG